Molecule: messenger RNA, 1473 nt
Organism: Spirodela intermedia
Lineage: Eukaryota; Viridiplantae; Streptophyta; Magnoliopsida; Alismatales; Araceae
Source: the annotation of a GenBank genome assembly
AUGGUGCAGGGGCUCCUCCUGGCGGCGGCGGUGCCGGCGCUGGCGCUGGCGCUGCCGGCGGCGGUCUUCCACCUGGUCCCCCCCCGGCCGGCUAGUGUCCCCAUCAAGGGCCGCCACGUUUUCGUCACUGGCGGCUCCUACGGCAUCGGCCUCGCCAUCGCCAAGCGCGCCGCCGCGGAGGGCGCCGCCAAGGUCUCCCUCCUCGCCCGCGGCCUCGACAAGCUCGAGGCGGCGCGCGAGGAGAUCCUCCGGGAUACGAGUUGCAGGGAGGUGGCCAUCUUCAGCGUCGACGUGAGGGAGGAGGGCGCCGUGAAGAGGGCGGUGGAGGCGGCGGGGCCCAUCGACGUGCUGAUCUGCAACCAUGGGGUCUUCUUUCCCAUCGAGCUGGAGAACCAGGACACCGAGGAGAUCAAGUUAACCCUCGACGUGAACCUCAUGGGUAACUUCCACCUCAUCAAGGCGGCGCUCCCCACCAUGAAGGCCGGCGCCUCCGCCUCCGCCCCCCGCUCCAUCGCCAUCAUCUCCUCCCAAGCCGGCCAGGUGAGCGAGCACCCACUUCCUUCCUCCUUCCUCCUCGUUCUUUCUCUUUAUUCCUCUCCGGAGGAGGGUCUGACGGCGGUGAGGACGUCGCAGGUGGGCAUCUACGGCUACGCUGCCUACUCGGCGAGCAAGUUCGCGCUCCGGGGCCUCGCGGAGUCUCUGCAGCAGGAGCUCAUCGGCCACAACGUCCACGUCUCCCUCGUCUUCCCUCCCGACACCGAGACCCCCGGCUUCGCCGAAGGUACCGUACCCCGCCACCUUCUCCCCCCACCUCUUCUCCUUCUAGUUCCUGGGUUGAUCUGGUUCACCGGGUUCAGGUUAUGAUAACCGCGCACGAAUGAAUGGGUGGAUGGUGUUCUUUGUGGUGGCAGAGGUGAAGAGGCGGCCGGAGGCCACGGCGGCGAUAGCAAGCUCCUCCGGGGCGAUGACGGCGGCGGCGGUGGCGGAGAAGGUCCUACGGGGGAUAAAGGCGGCAGCUUUCACCGUCACCUGCAACUUCGAAGGUGUCAUGCUGAGCCUGGCGACGGCGGGGAUGUCCUCUCAGAGGUCCUGGGCCAUGGCCCUCGCCGAGAUCUUGGGCUCCGGCUUCAUGAGGUUCCUGGGCAUCUACUACCAGUACAGCUGGUACAGGACCAUCGCCAGAUGCCAGGGCAAGCAGAAGAGUGAGUGAUCGAGAUUUCUGAACCACCCACCCUCUCACACAAUUCUCUCCAAAUAUUCAACGACUGUGAUCGCUUAUUUUUUGAUGAAUCCAUAAACUUCGAUUUCCUUCAUUAUUAUUUCAUAAAUAUGCUUUUAUGACUGACAGGCUAUUUAUUCAUCGAGUCAAUGUUGAUGGGCUGUCCAUCUCUCUCUCUCUCUCUCUGUCAGAAAAAAAAAGAUAAAAAAAGAGGGCCUAUUUAUAAGGGUCUUUCAUACGUCAUUUUUAAUUAA